This is a messenger RNA of Alternaria alternata, 550 nucleotides long. Its product is annotated as Aegerolysin family protein. The record is from RefSeq and is a predicted model, not a curated record. Gene Ontology annotation, biological process: symbiont-mediated hemolysis of host erythrocyte. NCBI's taxonomy places the organism in Eukaryota, Fungi, Ascomycota, Dothideomycetes, Pleosporales, Pleosporaceae. The coding region runs from base 89 to 496 and encodes 135 amino acids. The transcript is spliced from 3 exons.
UUGGGCUUCCAGGUAAUCACUUCCAGCAUCCAAGCACACACUAUCUACCACUUCAAUCCAACAUCUCACCACUCUCCAACAUCUCAUCAUGGCAUACGCACAAUGGGUCGUCAUCCACAUCAUCAACAGUUUCCGAAGUGGAAACAUCAGCGUCAAGAAUGCGGAAGCCAUGUGGGGUAAAUUCCACAAGAACGGCAACAAAGACGCAGAAAUAGGCGCUGGUGAAAUCAACAAAGUGAGCGUUGGCGCAGGCUCGAGCGAGAAGGUAUCAUCUUGUGGACGCUCUGACUCCGCUUCUGGCACCGAGGGUAAAUUUGACAUCUACGACGGAGACAACAGAGUCUGCACCAUUUACUGGUCCUGCCCUUGGGGUUCCAAGUCGAACAGCUUCCAGGUGCAGAACCGCAACAAGGACUACGGUAUUACUCCUGGUGAUUGGAACCAGGACUCUGGUGCCCUUGGAGAGGUGGACAUCGACAUCUCGAGGAAGGGUUAGAUGGUGCGGAAGUGAAAGCCGUAGUCUUCGGCUGGACGCGGAUCGAAGCACGCU